GCCCAUAAGCCCUGCAGAAUACUAUGCUCGCUAGGAACCUGCUCAAGAGGACGAUGACCACCAUCACCCGCCAGCCCGUAUCCUACACCGCCGACGGAGCCGUGUCCAUCUCAUACCCAACCUUGGUCUCGGAUCCCCUCUCGCUCACAGAGUCGAUAGAGAAAGCAUUCGGCUCCCACCCAAAGUCCCUCGGGAUAAUCAUCGUCAAGGACCUGCCAGACGAAUAUCCCAAAUUGCGCGAGAGCUUGCUAUGGCAAGCGUACAAGUUCGCUCAGCUCCCCGUCAACGUCCGGGAGAAGUACGCGGACCGGAAGAGUCGCUAUAGCUUUGGUUGGUCCCAUGGAAAGGAAAUCAUGAACGGGAAACCAGAUACACUGAAAGGGUCAUACUACGCCAACCCUGUAAUCGACGAACCGACGGUCUCCGCCGCUCUACGCGAGGCGUACCCCGAAUACUACGGGAAGAACAUCUGGCCAGCAAAAGACGAGAAGGGUAUCGAGGGCUUCGAAGACGCCUUCAAAGCUCUCGGCAAAUUCGUAUUCACAGUAGGCUGUCAGCUUGCCACCGCCUGCCAACCCUUCGCCUCCGCCCACCUCACCGACUCCUCCCUCUCCCUGUCGCACCUCAUCUCCACCUCGCAGACCACCAAGGCGCGCCUGCUGCACUACUUCCCCCCGCCGCCCGACGCGCCCCCGCCCGCCGCGGACGAGCCUGUUGACAGCUGGUGCGGCUUCCACGUCGACCACUCGCUCCUCACCGGGCUGUGCUCCGCGAUGUUCAUCCACGCACCCCCCUCCUCCGCCCCAAAAGUCGUCCCCCCGCCCUCGCCCACCUCCGGCCUCUACAUCCGCACGCGCGGGCAGACCCUCACCAAAGUCUCCAUCCCCGCGGACGCGCUCGCCUUCCAGACGGGCGAGGCCCUCGAGCUCGCGACCGCCGGCCGCCUGCGCGCGACGCCGCACUGCGUGCGCGUCGGCAGCGGCGGCGCACACGUCAGCCGCGAGACGCUCGCGGUGUUCAUGCAGCCCGACGUGCACCAGCCGCUCGGCGCGCGCGAGACGUUCGGCGAGUUUAGCAAGCGCGUGUUCGACGAGCAUUAUACGGAGAAGGAGGGCGGCGCGAUGUGA
Messenger RNA from Gloeophyllum trabeum ATCC 11539, 1127 nucleotides. Its product is annotated as Clavaminate synthase-like protein. Bases 24 to 1127 code for a protein of 367 amino acids. The record is from RefSeq and is a predicted model, not a curated record. NCBI's taxonomy places the organism in Eukaryota, Fungi, Basidiomycota, Agaricomycetes, Gloeophyllales, Gloeophyllaceae. The transcript is spliced from 9 exons.